UCAUGAUCACGUUSUUUUGGAUAUUCCUGUCACUAGAGAGCAGAUGAAUCACUAUCGAGCUGCAGCKGAAACUGCUCAAAGUGAACUUGCAGCACUUUCAGUGAAGUAUGACUGUGCCAAGUCAGAGCUUCUUAAACUCAGGACCAGCAUGAUCUCUAAAGAAGCUUCUUUUCAAGAGCUGAAGGCUGAAGCUGAAAGCUACAAGGAAAACAAUGCCAGGCAGAUGUSUCGUCUCCUCUCCUUGCAAACACGAAUCCAGGAGAUGGAAGAAGAGCUGUGUGGGCUCGCCACUGCCAAAAAUCAGGCUGAGCUGACAGCUCAGGUGGCACACAAGGAAAAUUGGGAGCUGAAGGAGGAACUUCAUGAGAAAAAUGAGGAACUUAAUAAAUAUUUGAAUGAGUGUGAAGAAAACAUGACUCAAGCUUCUAAAAUCAGCAAAAAGUAUGAAGAGCUCCUUACACAGCUUUCUGAAUUCUUGGACAUAGACAUCAGAGAACAGGAGAAACCACAGGAACAUUUAACAUCAAAGGUGAUUGUAUAGGCAAAUGUUUCUCUACAGAGAUUUAACAGAAAAAUAUUYAGU
This is a messenger RNA of Malurus melanocephalus (red-backed fairy wren), 583 nucleotides long. Its product is annotated as coiled-coil domain-containing protein 170-like. The record is from RefSeq and is a predicted model, not a curated record. The transcript has 3 exons. NCBI's taxonomy places the organism in Eukaryota, Metazoa, Chordata, Aves, Passeriformes, Maluridae. Bases 44 to 541 code for a protein of 165 amino acids.